Messenger RNA from Sinocyclocheilus grahami, 551 nucleotides. RefSeq names its product myoferlin-like. The transcript has 3 exons. Gene Ontology annotation, biological process: plasma membrane organization; membrane fusion. The record is from RefSeq and is a predicted model, not a curated record. The coding region runs from base 15 to 536 and encodes 173 amino acids. Lineage: Eukaryota; Metazoa; Chordata; Actinopteri; Cypriniformes; Cyprinidae.
UAAUUCAUGCGUUUAUGCCUUUGAUUAGUUGGAUGCCAGGUAUGGAAGAAGAUAAGCAAAAAACAGACGUCCAUUACCGAUCUUUGGAUGGCGAUGGCAAUUUCAGCUGGAGAUUUGUCUUUGGAUUUGAAUACUUGCCUGCAGAGCAGCUGUGUCUUGUAUCUAAAAAGGAAAAUUUCUGGAGCCUUGACAAAUCAGAGUUUAGAAUCCCACCCAAGCUGAUUGUUCAAAUAUGGGAUAAUGACAAAUUCUCUCUGGAUGAUUACCUAGGUGCUAUUGAACUUGAUCUGCACCACCUCAUCAACCCUUCUAAAACACCGGAGAAAUGUAGCCUUAGCAUGGUCCCGGAUGGAACCACACCUCCAAAGUCAGACCAGUUGAAGUCUCUCUUUGACCAGAAGGCAGUUAGAGGAUGGUGGCCAUGCUACAUGGAUAAAGAUGGCAAGAGGGAACUCGGUGUAAGUACAGCUAACGCAGUCUUUUUUAAUGCAUUUCUUUAUGGUGUGGCCAUUCAUUGUUCAAUCAAAUGGAUAUAAUCAGACCUUCUCUAC